This is a messenger RNA of Amorphotheca resinae ATCC 22711, 2127 nucleotides long. RefSeq lists its product as hypothetical. The transcript is spliced from 2 exons. The record is from RefSeq and is a predicted model, not a curated record. NCBI's taxonomy places the organism in Eukaryota, Fungi, Ascomycota, Leotiomycetes, Helotiales, Amorphothecaceae. Bases 1 to 2127 code for a protein of 708 amino acids.
AUGUCUUCAAACUCCGAAAUCCCCUUGGCUUGUCAAAGCAAAGCACCUCUAACCCAGAGAUCUCGAUCUCCAACCGACAAAAGCAUCAUCCUAAAUUCUCAUGUAAACUAUCUUUCGAUAACUAGAACUUGCAUCUCCGAGAGGACGACACCAUCGAUCCCCUUUCUAAACACACGCCCGGUCGAACUCUCAGCUGCCUGCCAAUUACCUCCAGAUGACAGUCCAAUACGCUCUCCCCUGCUACUGAGCGAUGGUCCCACAACUCAAAUUACACGAACUGCAUCGCAAUUAGAUAACCUAUCAAUAAACGACACAGGUUCCGGUUCUUCAGGAGGAUCCCUCUAUUCUCCAGAGACAGGUCAAAGUCCGCUCAGUAUAAGCAGCAGCGGGCAUCUUACACCGCCCUCAUUCCAGACCGACGAUGGAAAUCCUCCCUCCCGAUCCCGCAGAAAGAACUCUUUUAGCUUAUCAAUGGUGCCGAUACCCAAGAGUGCAAAGACAAUGGGACAUGGGAGGGUGCUUCACUCCACGAAACGAGGACACAGAAGCGCAAAAUCCCGUUCAUACGAAUAUCGCCCUCGUUUGUACGUUCCUGGAUGUCCAGUCGCCCCAACAGCCUUGAAAGGUCAAAAGGAGCUCUGCAGGGCUUGCAGGGGGCACACUGGUACAUUUAGGACAAGACAAUUUAGUCGAGGAAAAGCCAAGAUGUAUAGACGAAUGAUGCUCCCAGUCGUCUCGAGAAGAUGGAGUUCCGUGGAGAGUGGCACACAUCAAAUAUGCCUUACAUCAACUUUGCUAGCAAGAUCUGCCGCGUCGGAACCUAUGAGUCCUAACCUAAGCCAGCGCUCUCGAAGCUCAACCUUCACACGCGGUUCCUUAGAUCACAAUAUUGCCCCCACCAUUCAAGAAAAGCUGGCGCUCCGCAAGGUAGGUCCCAAACCUCUGCGAACUCCUACGAUAACUACAUUGCAUCGAGCAAGUGAAGGAAAUGGGGAUUCAGAGGCCAGCAAUAUCGCCGAUACUAUGGCAUCCACAAAUGGUCCCCACAUAGGUUCGGCAUGUUCAAGAAGUCAAGCACAUGAUAGGUGCCCCUCUGAGUGCCCAGUCACCAGAAAAGGCAUCGAUUCUAUCACUGAACCAACUGGAACAAAUAUGGAACGGAACUCUCGACCUCACAAAUGUCUCGGUGCUCAUUUCUCAAUUAAUAUUUCUUCGACGGCGAAAGUAACGCGAGCGCUUACUUUCACCAGGAAAGGCCUCGUUCCCAAGACAGCAUCACCCGUUAAAACUACUAUCACGGUCGCUGAAGUCCAGACGACUACUGCAACACGGAAAUACUACGUGAACGAUCUUCAAGUUGUGUCAACUGCUGAGAGAAGUGCAAAAGCCUUAUCACUAGCUCCCUGCGAGAGUACUGCACAUGAGGUUAUCUGGAAGCCAGGAGAUCCUCCACAAAGUACAACCUACAUGAUAGAAGAAGGCAAGGCUUUGAAUAAUUCAUCUUCAAGCACAAAUUCGGAGACAGCGCCUGGAAAGCCACUGUUCGAAUCACCAGAAAGUGGCAAAGAAGACGGACUUGAUUCGAAGAACGAAACAGCUUCGAUACACCGGUGGUCCUGGAUAGUCCCAUCCGGACCUCCAUAUUCCGGAAUUCCCCCAAAAGCCAGGCUACUGCCUCGUGUUAAAUCUGGAGUUUACGUACAUGAGCUAAUAGAUGUGGUUUCCAGAAAGCCAGCUGCGGAUUGGUAUUCUCCGCUUCUAGAUAGUUCAGCAUUUGACCCACACCUCACCUCGACAUUAUUUCAUGAUGCUGAAAUCGAUGCUUCUAGGGCUACAGUAAGCCAUCCUAUCAAGAACCAAGAUACCCAGUGGUCGCAUCACGCCUCGGAGGGAACCUCUCCAUCCUUAGAACAGACAAAUGCAAAACAAGAGACUCUUCACAAGAGUGUUGUCAAGGCACAUCCGAAUGCUUUACCUCGCGUUGGAUCCACUUCUUCCUCUGGGUCUUCACUCGGUAUUAGUUCCGGUGAACGAAAGAAGACUUCGAAGUUUUCCGCCAAACAUGUGAAGACAAUUGAUGACGAGCAAAACCGCGAGCGUGCAGGAGCUCACUGUGUCCUUCCCUAA